Messenger RNA from Stomoxys calcitrans (stable fly), 1495 nucleotides. RefSeq names its product adenosine kinase (gene Adk2). Gene Ontology annotation, cellular component: cytosol; nucleus. The record is from RefSeq and is a predicted model, not a curated record. Gene Ontology annotation, biological process: purine ribonucleoside salvage. The transcript is spliced from 3 exons. The coding region runs from base 243 to 1361 and encodes 372 amino acids. Gene Ontology annotation, molecular function: adenosine kinase activity. NCBI's taxonomy places the organism in Eukaryota, Metazoa, Arthropoda, Insecta, Diptera, Muscidae.
UUUUGUCACAGAUCACUGAUAACGUUGAAAAUGGGUUUUUAGGUUUUGUUGUUUUUGUCUUCUUUAUUUUUACUAUACAUUUGGUGUUGCUACAAAAACCACAACAAAAAAUCUAAUCUUUUUUUUUUUCGUUGGGGCGAUUAUUUGUGACUGUUGUUAUUACUGCCAAAAGCAAAGGCAACAACAAAUUAUUAUUCCAAGCUAUAGAUUUUGAAGGGUAUCAUCUAAAGCCAUCUGUGACAAUGUUAGUCUCACAAUUUACUUGGAAUCGUACGUUGCUUGUGGCCGCUGUACGGAAACUAAUUUCAUUUUCUGAUUUCAAAAAUAUGCAUGUGCUCAAGGAAGGCGUCUUGGUGGGUUGCGGCAAUCCCUUGCUGGAUAUUUCAGCUAAUGUUGGCGAUGAUUUACUUAAGAAAUAUGACAUGAAACCGAACGAUGCCAUUUUGGCCGAGGAGAAACACAUGCCUCUCUACAAGGAACUUAUCGAAAAGUACAAGGCCGAGUAUAUUGCUGGGGGUUCAGUGCAAAAUUCUUUGCGUGUAUGCCAAUGGAUUUUACAAAAACCCAAAGUGGCUACAUUCUUUGGCUGUGUUGGCAGUGAUAAUUAUGCCAAAAUAUUGGAAGAGAAUGCAACUAAAGACGGCUUAAAUGUUAGAUACCAAUAUAAUCAAGAAGUCCCAACGGGUACAUGUGCAGUUUUGGUUACUGGAACUCAUCGUUCGUUGUGUGCUAAUCUGGCGGCUGCCAACAACUUCACUUUGGAGCAUUUGCAAAUACCAGAGAAUAAAAAAUUGAUGGAGGCUGCAGAUUAUUAUUAUAUAUCGGGUUUCUUCCUUACCGUCAGUCCACCAAGUAUCAUGGAGGUUGCACGUCAUGCACACAGCCAUAAUCGUAUGUUCAUUAUGAAUUUGAGCGCUCCAUUCCUAUCACAAUUCUUUAAGGAACCCAUGAUGGCUGCCUUGCCAUAUGUUGAUAUACUCUUUGGAAACGAACAGGAGGUUGAAACUUUCGCCAAUGAACAAGGCUGGGAGACUAAGGAUAUUAAAGAGAUUGGCCGUAAAAUGGUAGCUCUGCCUAAAGAGAAUACACAACGUAAACGCAUUGUUAUCAUUACCCAAGGCCAUUUGCCUGUACUUCUGUUUAAAGAUGGCAAAAUUUCGGAGUUCGAGGUACCCCAGUUAUCGCGUGAACAAAUGGUCGAUACUAAUGGAGCUGGCGAUGCUUUUGUCGGUGGCUUUUUGGCUCAAUACGUUCAAAAGAAAUCGCUCGAUGUGUGUAUACGCUGUGGUAUUUGGGCAGCUGGACAGAUUAUUCAACGCAGCGGUUGUACCUUUGAGGGUAAACCAACUUUUGAAGAGUGAUAAUAAUUAAAAAAAAACCAAGUACAAACAAAACCCCUCCAACAGAAAUUAAUUCUGUUUUCAACUUAAUUAAAAUAGAUGAUCUUUUUGUAUAAAAUUAAGUAUGUAAUAAAAAUCGAUGUUUUGCUCUUUUA